Clunio marinus is the source of this 357-nucleotide messenger RNA. The record is from the annotation of a GenBank genome assembly. NCBI's taxonomy places the organism in Eukaryota, Metazoa, Arthropoda, Insecta, Diptera, Chironomidae.
AUGUUGAAGUUACUUUCUGAUCGAAUAACAAAGUUGGAAGUAAAACCAGUUGGAACUGAAGUGGAAUUUAAAAAGCAACGAAUUCCAAUUGAAGCCAACGUAAGGGUUCUGAACAAAACUGGUAGUGCAGAUGUCGAUAAAAUUUUGGAAGCUGAGGAUAAUGUCAGCAUCGCAUCGAGCGCCAGUCACCAAAUCUCACAAUACGAUUUGGAAGUUCCGAAAAGUGUUCAAGUGAACACAAACACGAUGACGUCUGGAUUCGAUAGGCUUGCUAUGUCAAUGAAUCGUCAACAUCUCCAGAAGCUACCAACGUUUUCAGAAAAAAAUUUACAAGAGAAAAUGUCCGUCGUUAUAUAG